Solea senegalensis (Senegalese sole) is the source of this 2162-nucleotide messenger RNA. RefSeq names its product 4-galactosyl-N-acetylglucosaminide 3-alpha-L-fucosyltransferase 9-like. The coding region runs from base 523 to 1614 and encodes 363 amino acids. Gene Ontology annotation, molecular function: alpha-(1->3)-fucosyltransferase activity. The transcript has 3 exons. Gene Ontology annotation, cellular component: membrane. The record is from RefSeq and is a predicted model, not a curated record. NCBI's taxonomy places the organism in Eukaryota, Metazoa, Chordata, Actinopteri, Pleuronectiformes, Soleidae.
UAGGUGAGGGUAGUCUCACAAUAUCAAUAAGCAUGAAGUGAAGCCGUGCUUUUAAUUGAACUUAAAUAUAACUAAUUGCAACAACAAAUCACUCACAUUAGAUUUGUACAAUAUAGUACAAAUCGCAUGCUAAUGUGGCAAAAAGAAACAAAAACAGAAAAACCAAAUUAAAAUAGUCGGAGGAAAAUACACCCAAACAUAAACGGUGUACUUGAAUGCACCGUGAGCUCUGCGCGUUCACAACACAUUCGUUUUACCAUAAAAAACGAUGUAGACGUGCUGCUCAUUUUAAUGGUGUGGGGAGCGACUGCAUGAUUAAUUUUCUUAAACGUUUGCUUCUUCACGUCUCACGCAAGAGCUUUUAGAGAUGCGUUGCCAUUACAGAACGUAACAGACUAAUGAAAAUAUAAACAUUUUCCUCAAUUGUGUCUCAAAUUCACAAUUCUUACUUCCUUAUUCCGCAUCAGCUGAAGUACCGCCGAGGAACCGUAACUGAGAGGAGACGACCCCCCUCUGUGCAAGAUGAUGGCCCUUUUAAAUAAACCGUCAUGUCUGGCAAAAAUAAGUGCAAUUUGCCUUGCCGUCACUUUUAUUGCAUUAUUUCUAUAUUUUGAGUCACAGUCUCCUUUGUGUCCGUCUACAUCUACAUUUGCUGAUGAACUAACCUCUGAAGGCACAGUUCCCACUGAAAAGCCCAUCGUCCUGCUGUGGUUCUGGCCUCUUGAUGUGAAGUUUGAUUUCAAAAUCUGCUCAACCUACUUCAACAUUAGUAGCUGCAUACUGACUGAUGAUAGAUCCAUGUACAGCAGAGCAGAAGGAGUCAUUAUCUUCCAUAAAGGUAUCAACUGGUACUGGAAUAACCUUCCCAAGGACCCACGUCCAUCUUUUCAAAAAUGGAUUUGGUUUCACGUGGAAUCUCCGACAAACACACUGAAGAUACCAGGUUUGGAAAACCUGUUCAACUUAACACUGAGCUACAGACGAGACGCCGACAUUGUGGUGAGGAAUGAGGUGACUAUCAAGAAAGAAGAGAUGAAGGACGUCUUUGUUCUGCCCAAGAAAGACAAACUGUUGUGUUGGAUUGUCAGUAACAAUGCUGCGAGCACUGGAACAAGUACAAGAGAGAAAUAUUACAAUGAACUGUCCAAACAUAUAAAGAUUGAACUGUUUGGUUCUGCACAUACAGGGCGUCGGUUGAGCUAUGAAGACUAUUACCCAACCCUUGCUAGUUGUAAGUUUUACCUCUCAUUUGAGAACUCGCUCCACAAGGACUACUUUGUAGAAAAGGUAAACGGGCCCCUCGUUGCAGGGUCGGUCCCUGUAGUUAUGGGUCCACCAAGAGAAAACUAUGAGCAGUUUAUUCCCAAUGGCUCCUUCAUUCACAUCAAUGACUUCCCUGACGCAAAAUCACUGGCAGAGUUUCUACAGCAGCUGGACAAGGAUGAUAAAGCAUAUAUGGGUUAUUUUGAGUGGAGAAAGUAUUAUAAAGUGGUGCCUCAUCUUUUGUCAAUGCAGAAUGAAUUCAUUCAUCCCAUCUGUCUCGCCUGUGACCACAUUUCAAAAGACAAGGAGUACCAUGUAGUUAAUGACCUUUAUGAGUGGUACUUUACAUGAACACUGCUGUGACAUCAUUUUGUUAGAAGUUAUUAGGCAGUGAAGACACUGAAUAUCUCAGGGUUCUUGGGUAAGGGUUCUUGGGUAAGGGUUGUCGAUUGAAUACUCUUAACAAACUCUUAAUUGGACUUGGUUUUUUGGUUCGUUUUUUUAGACAACAAUACUUUUUCCUUCAGGUGACAGUUCUGAGGAGAAGAUACACAUUUUUUUAUGAUGGUUUUGGGGUUUUUUUAGUUAACAGAGUAUCAUGAGCAUAUUCACAAUACAAAAAAGACAAGAGCAAAUGUGUGCAUGUUGUGUUUUUUUUUUUUUAAUUAAUCGCUAUUUUAAUAAAUAAAUAAAAAAAGUGUAAGCAAACUGAGUGAAAGUAUGAUAUUAAGAUUACUUCCUGUUUCCUAAAAUAAAAGCAUUGCCUGUCCAGCAAUCGCAUUAUAUGAUGGGGUUCUUAGGAAAUCCUUUCUAAUUAAUUUGAACACCUGUGCUUUUAGCUCUGGGCACCUUUUGUAAACUAAAAGAAACAUUUCACAUUAAACAAUUGGUUGAAAACA